AUGGGUGACGCAGGACAGUACCAAGGCUCACAAGCCUUCAGCCAUAUUGUGCCCCAGAAAAAUGAGUCCGUAAACCCUAAUACGGGGUCAUUGAACUAUACAACACAGCUGCUGCAACUUCGUGGCGUCAGACCCGGUAUUGACUUAAGUCUGAACGUGUUUUAUAGUUACGGCACGGUGGGCACUUUUGGUCUACCACAUAAUUGGAGUCUCGAUCUUCCCUACGUUCUAGAUGGCAAGAGUCUUACUGCAAAUGGACAUACCUAUGCCAUCGACUAUGAAUGGUCCGACGACAAGGACUAUGCCUCUGGCCUGAAGUACAUGAAUAACCACGGCAUCAAGUUUGAGAAAAUUGUCCCUCCUCAAGAUCUACCUUCUGGACUUCCUGGACAAUACGGUUACCAGCUUAGUCAGGUUGACGGGUCCAAGGUGUACUUUGAUGUUGAAGGCAAGCCCUUGCAGAACUCAGAUAUCUACGGUAAUUUCAUUUACUAUAGCUAUCUUCAGGGCUCCGAUGGUGGUGUUGCUUCGCAGAACGUGCUCCUGGAUUUCGUCCAAGACUCCUGGGGACAACGGAUUACCUUCCAAUAUCAGGAGUCUCAGCAGUGGGUAAUCACGCUUCCUACAGGCUCAUACACAACAAUCAACUUCUCGGAAGAUGGCAUUCUUACCAUCCAGGACCCUGCAGAACUUAUCACGUCCUUUGACUAUCAGCCUUCUCCUGGAGAUAGUAGGUCGAAGGUUCUGUCUAUAAUUACGUAUCCCACUGGACUAUCGUCAAGAUAUGAGUGGGGUACUGUUGAAUACCUAGACGGGAAUGGAUCCGCACAGUAUAUGCCAAAGGUCGACAAUCAUUAUCAGAUGGACACCGAUGAUACGAUAUAUAGUAACACCUCAUACGAUCUGGGAGGGUUCUCCGGUGGCAGUACCUAUACCGGUGCCGCCAUCGGUCUCAAGAUGGCUGGUGCUACAGACGCCUUGAUGGAUGGAGCGGGAAGGGCGUUAUCUUACACGUACGAUGUAACAAAGACAAGUAACGAUAAGGAUGGAAAUGGGGUAGCCAGGACAACUACUUAUUUCAACAACUACCAUCUACCUAUCCGACAAAUCAAAUAUUCUCUUGACAACAAGGGCAACUUUGUAGAAGCCUACCAGACUGAAUACGAAUAUGACAUUCCGAUAGACGAAAGAGCCCGAACUACCGCGUAUAAUUAUCCAGUUGCUACAACAACAUUCAACAAUACAAACCCUACUGGGGACCCGGUCUGGCAGUGCCUUACACAUUCUAGCUCCGCAUACAAUGAAUACGGCAACUUGACUAGCAGAAUCUCGGAGGUCAAUAUCUCUGGUAGUGGUCGCGUCAAGCAGACAACAACAACAAAUGAAUAUAUGACAACAUCAUGUAACAUCCAGCUUGUAAGCGUGUCUACCCAGCGGGAUGAGAUCACCCAGUCCGAGGAACAGACGGCGAACACAGCAACCGAAGAUGGAAGGGCUGUGGCUUCUACUACAUCAUCUUUCCUUUCCGGAGCAGGUCAGCAGCUCAAGCCGUGGACUCGGCACACAUAUGGUUAUGACAGCCAGGGUAGAACCAUCACAGACACUCUGGCCUGGGCACCGGGCGCGUCGGUGCCCGAUGGUAGCGUUGACACAGUAACGAAUACGAUGACUUACUCUUUUGACAGUGGCACGCUUACCCAAACGGUCUACGACGCGGACAAAAACGCCACCGUCGUCAAAUAUGACAUGCGCAAGUACGCAGGGCCGAUGAUAAGCAAGACCUUGCCUUUAGGCCAGACCGAAAAGUUCGACUACGACAAUAUCUGCAGGCUAAUUAAACACACUGACGCCUUGGGUUACGUCACUACGAACACUUACACUGUUGGGCCAAAAGGUGGUUCGGAAAGUGUGAAGUCACCUGGAGGCUACGUCAAGCUUACGAAGUACGAUGUCUUAGGACGCGAAUCCGAAGUUCUUGACAAUGGAGAUCCAACUCAGGCAACUUCAUCCGAAGCCACUAGGCUUCUGAGGCGUCAAACGUACGACUUUCUUUCCCAAGUAAAGGAAACAACGGACAAUCUAGGGUUGGUGACCAAGUACGUUUACGACGCAUUAUCUCGUCCUCGUAGUGUGACCGACCCAAAGAAAAAUGUCUUGAACUACCAAUACGACGACGUAAACCUUGUAAUUACUCAGGAUCUUAACGGAGACAUCCGUUCUGUUACUCAACUGAACGGACGCACAGAGGCGCUCAAAGUCGUCACUUACCCGGAUUCUAGUGACGAGCUAGCUACGUACAUUCUCGAGACUAAUACUGUAUAUGAUGGGAAUAAACGACCCAUUAGCACAACGCAAAUCCAGAGACCUAAGUCAUCUGGAGAUAGUAUUACGCUUGAAAAGGCUGAUAUUGAAUAUGGCCCUCAGUCCCUCGUUUUCUCACGCACCAUCAUCGGCUCGGCUGUCGGGGGUACAGAUAUCGUUAAACGCCAGUUCACUUACGAUCUAUUGGGUAACACGUAUACGUGGAUCAAGGAUACCACGUAUGCUGAUGGCAGGGAAUACCAAGUCAGAGGCCCCAUCAACAUAUACGAUUGGAACAAUCGACUUGCCAUGACAAAAAACCAGCUUGGCCAGGAAGAACUGAAUUACUACGAUGCCAAUGGCUGGCUUAGCAAAACUGUGCGAUACGACGGGUCUGAAGUGAAUUCCAUCUGCGAUGAUGUUGGACAGUUCAUCAAAACGACCUAUCCUUCCAGCUCGAUAGAGGUUGAUUACGAUUCUGACGGGCAUAUAACUCAGGUGAAAGACGGAGACGACAUCAUCAAGUAUGGUAUUACCUUGGACGGUACUCUAGAUAAAACUACCUACAGUGACGGUCUCACGCAAGUCAAUAUUCUCGACAAGUACAGUCGACUCGUGACGCAAACAGACGUCUUUGGCGUUUCUCGGACAACCGAGUACGAUCGCACUAUCGCAUACGAUGGUCUCGGCCAAGUCACGUUCGAUAGUCGUCCUUCGGCAGGCCUCGGUGAUACUACGUAUACGUACGACGGCAAUUCCAACAUACUUUCCACCACGGUUGAUGGGAAUACAACUACAAUGUCAUAUAAUGAAAUCGACCAGCGCACAGAUGCUGGAUUCGUAUACGAUACACUGGGGCGGUUGGCCACCGAUAACCAGGACCAGAAAUACCAGUUUGAUGAUCGGGAUCGUUUGUUAUCAGUCCAAACUGGAGGCAUGGCAUCGGGUUUUGAGUAUCGAGCGGAUGACUAUCUCGCGCGCCGUAAAGGUGUUUCAGACACGGUUGAAAUGUACUAUAACAGCGGCAAGGUUAACUCACUGGCUGUCUUGAAGGAGAAUAAAUCAACCGAGAAAACGAGCUUCUUCACUGGAUCCAAGGCUAUCGUCGCAAGCUACACGGACGAGAAGACGCCCGACUACUUCUUCGACUCUGUGAAUUCUACAGCGCUGCUGGUAGGCGACGAUCACGAGACAUCCAUCACGUACGAUGCCUAUGGGAAGGCAAGCCCCUCGUCCACCGUCGACUCGCGGUCAAACUUCGGGUUCGGACAGGAAUUCUGCGAUGAGACGAGCGGGCUAGUAUAUCUGCGCUCCAGAUACUACAGCCCCAAAAUCAUGGGAUUCAUUUCUAUGGAUCGCAAUCACCAAGAGAACCGAUACGCAUAUUGCGAGGGUGACCCCAUCAAUAAUUUCGAUCCCCUAGGGCAAUCGUGGGAAACUGCCCUCGGAAUUACCGCCUUAGUUGUCGGGGCUGUCAUCGGUGCCGUCGUCACCGCCGGCGUCGGCCUAGCUCUCGAAGCAAGUCUCGGCGCCGCCGUUGGUGCGUUCGGGCUUAGCGAAGUAGCUGCCGCCACAGCAUCGUCCGUAAUCGGAGUCGCUUCGGCGGCAAUAGGGGGAGCAGUUGGCAAUGUCGCCGGCGGCUAUGUCAGCGCUGCCAUCCAAGGUAAUACUUACACCGGAAUGGAUGCCCUCGUCGACGCGCUGACGGGUGCCGCCGGUGGGUCAGUCGGCAAGUUGAUUGAGCCCACAGCUAAAGCGUUUGCGGCUAGCGCUAGAUACGGCGAAAGAGCAUUGACUCCGCUGGCGCAGAAGGCUCUGGCUAACGGAAUUUCAGGAGCUGUCAACAACGGGACGCAGUCUAUCGUUCGACCAAUCCUUCUAGGAGAGCCCAUAAGCCCGUUGAAGGUCGGUACUUCCAUGCUUAUGGGAUUCGGCGUAGGUAUAACUAAAACGUAUGCCUUGGAGAAGGUGAAGGUGCAGUAUCGCGAAACCUCGCCCCGUGUUCGGGCUGCAGCAAGGCAGUUCCUUGGACGUGUGCGAGGAAAGAUACAGGCUGGUAAGAUGAAGGAUAUUGAUAUUUACGAUAGCAGUGGGGUGGAUCUGGUUGGCUUCAAGAGUCUUUCGGGGAGUAGCUCGGCUGUUGACGCAGAGGUUUCUACUCUGGCGAGUUCAGCACUAAGAUCUAGGCUUGGGACUUUGAGUCAGGAACAUGAGGAUCUUCCUCCGUUGAUAACCGAACUUUGA
This is a messenger RNA of Daldinia childiae, 4545 nucleotides long. RefSeq names its product tRNA3(Ser)-specific nuclease WapA. The transcript is spliced from 3 exons. The coding region runs from base 1 to 4545 and encodes 1514 amino acids. The record is from RefSeq and is a predicted model, not a curated record. NCBI's taxonomy places the organism in Eukaryota, Fungi, Ascomycota, Sordariomycetes, Xylariales, Hypoxylaceae.